This is a messenger RNA of Asparagus officinalis (garden asparagus), 1496 nucleotides long. Its product is annotated as hydroxypyruvate reductase. Bases 70 to 1209 code for a protein of 379 amino acids. The transcript has 10 exons. The record is from RefSeq and is a predicted model, not a curated record. NCBI's taxonomy places the organism in Eukaryota, Viridiplantae, Streptophyta, Magnoliopsida, Asparagales, Asparagaceae. Gene Ontology annotation, molecular function: phosphoglycerate dehydrogenase activity; NAD binding.
CCACUUAGUGACGUAAGCAGCAGUGAUUGCAAAUAGAGAGAGUCUCGGAAACAACCAGCUUGCUCCCAAAUGCUCGGAGUCGCCUUGGCCCUCGCGCUGUGUAGAUCCGCUCGCCUACGACUCCUCCCUCUUUCUCCAGAUUACUCAAGAAGGUUUCACAAAAUGGUAGAGAAUAGUCAUGGUCAUAUAACUCGUGUGCUCUUCUGUGGAUUUCAGUUUCCUGAUUCCCAAAAUUAUACACGAGAAUAUCUCCAUAGCCACCCAUAUAUUCAGGUUGAUGAUGUUGCUCUUGAUGAUGUACCUAAUGUUAUUGGGAAAUACCAUCUUUGUGUAGUUAAGAUGUGCCAGAUGAAUGCAGAUCUUAUUGCGAAGGCAUCUGAGAUGAAGCUUGUGAUGCAAUACGGUGUUGGACUUGAAGGUGUUGAUAUUGAUGCUGCCACACAGCAUAAUAUUAAAGUUGCAAGAAUUCCUGGAAGUGCAACUGGAAAUGCCGCAUCAUGUGCUGAAAUGGCGGUAUACUUGAUGCUGGGUCUUCUCCGGAAGCAGAAGGAGAUGGAAGCUGCUGUGAAGAACAAAGAUUUAGGAAUGCCAACUGGAGAAACGCUACUUGGAAAAACAGUUUUAAUUAUAGGAUUUGGAGCCAUAGGAGUAGAACUUGCAAAGAGAUUGCGGCCAUUUGGUGUGAAGAUCAUUGGAACAAAAAGAAGAUGGUCUAUGAAUUCUGAAAACCUUGAUGGUAUGAUAGAGACUGAAUUCUAUGACUCGAGUGUUGAAGAUGAUGAAAUCGAUGGAUUAAUCGAUAAGAAAGGUGGUCCAGAAAGUAUAUAUGAAUUUGCUGGAGAGGCUGACAUAGUGGUUCCCUGCUUGCAAUUGAAUGCUGAAACAGCUGGUAUUGUAGAUGGAAAACUUCUUUCUCAUAUGCGAAAGGGCUCCCUUCUCGUAAAUGUUUCUCGUGGACGAAUCCUAGACUACAAGGCUGUUUUCGAUCAUCUUCGAUCAGGUCAUUUAGGCGGCUUAGCAAUCGAUGUUGCAUGGACGGAGCCAUUUGAUCCUGAUGAUCCUAUUCUCAAGUUUCCUAAUGUCUUGAUCACACCACAUGUUGCGGGGGUCACUGAAUAUUCCUACAGGAAAAUGGCCAAGAUUGUAGGCAAUUGUGCUCUUCAGCUUCAUUCUGGUCAGCCUUUGACAGGAAUCGAGUUUGUGAACUAGUUGAUGUCACUAGUAAUAAAAAGUUCUGAAGAAGCAUCUAGCACUUAGCUGGUCAAUGUUCGUUUAAAUAACUAUCUGCAAUUAUAUAUUUAUGUAAUUUAUUUUUUUAGCUGAAACUUUCUAGCAAGACAAUCUUAUAUGUUCAUGAACUGAUGCUUUCCCCUGCAUAUACGAUACUUAUUACGGCAUAUCAAAUUUAAGCACCAGCUCAUGAUGCUCUAAGUAGACUGGAUACCAACUCAUUAUACUCGGAUUGCAUGAUUUUCAAAAAAUUAUGCGUUACCAUA